AUGGAGGAAAUUCAAUAUGAUCGGUUUGGAUUCUUGGGGAUGCCCACGACACUCCCAGACCGCAUCCCCGCGAAGCCAGCGGCCGACGUGGCUCGGAUUUUGGAUCAUGCGAAAGUUCCCAACGUCCUCUGGGGCUGGCUCGCCGUUGGGCUGGUCGGACUCGACCACCGGUUUCCUCAAGUUGAUUUCGUGGUCCCGGAUGACAAGAUUGAGGCGGCUAAAGAGGCUCUGAUUGCUGGCGGAUUCACUCUCUGUAUAGACCAGGACUGCGCGGAACAAAAGGAGGAUCGGGUUGCUCCAGAUUCGGUUGAUCUUCAUGGACCGUUGGGUUUAAACGAGAUGAAUACUCUGGGCGCAAGGAACCGGUUUCAUCCCAUUGCCGACAUCCACUUCCACCUUGAGCCGUCAAAGUAUGAGUACUAUAACGUGCUAUCCCUGUUCAUCCAGUCUAAGACUCUCUGGAGCGGGUGGUGGCCCGACUUGGUUCUCACAGAUGCUUGCACGGACGCGAAAUGCCCUGAUACUGAACGGUUUCCAGCUGAUCAUCCUCAUUUCAUGCUUUCAAGUGAUAUCGACCUGUACAAGUGCGAGGAUGGAUCGGGGCCAUGGGCGGAAGAGUUGUACGCCGUGAAGACCCUAAAGCCUAGCUUGUUGGUCGAGGCCCUGAUCUACCUCUUUUGCCGCGAUUGGGGCCAUAUCAAGUCAGUGGAUGAAGGCUGGCAGGACAUGAUUCUCCUCGGGUUGGUUAGGGUCAAAAGGGAUGACCAAGCUCGGUUCAUCGAAAAGGAUCUCAACCCCGUGCUUCAGCCGCUGUGGAACAACCUUAAUUGUCGUACUCGGAAACCCGAGGGUGUAAAUAAGUGGGAUAUCAUAAGGGAAUUUCGUCAGAGCCUCAUUGACAACAAUCGGAUGCCACCUCUGCCGCCUAUCGAUUUGACCUAUAGGUGA
Aspergillus mulundensis is the source of this 948-nucleotide messenger RNA. RefSeq lists its product as uncharacterized. The record is from RefSeq and is a predicted model, not a curated record. Bases 1 to 948 code for a protein of 315 amino acids. The transcript has 2 exons. NCBI's taxonomy places the organism in Eukaryota, Fungi, Ascomycota, Eurotiomycetes, Eurotiales, Aspergillaceae.